This is a messenger RNA of Orbicella faveolata, 736 nucleotides long. RefSeq names its product dolichyl-diphosphooligosaccharide--protein glycosyltransferase subunit 2-like. Gene Ontology annotation, cellular component: membrane; oligosaccharyltransferase complex. NCBI's taxonomy places the organism in Eukaryota, Metazoa, Cnidaria, Anthozoa, Scleractinia, Merulinidae. Gene Ontology annotation, biological process: protein N-linked glycosylation. The record is from RefSeq and is a predicted model, not a curated record.
GGGCCUGGUACAAAGUUCGAUAUUAUCACGUGUUGCCUUUCAUCCUCCUUCUCUUUCUCUUUGUACGACACGUCUUCAAGAUGGCUGCACGAGGUGCCUGUCUUCUUGUACUGCUGGCCUUCACCAUCUGUGCUGAUGCUGUCUCUCUCUCUAAUGUGCUAAGCAUUGAGGACCAAGCUCGAUUAAAACAAACCCUCUAUAAUGCCAUGCCAUUCAAAGACCUGGAGACUGCAGGAUAUGCUGUGUUUACUUUAAAGCUUAUGAAAGCUGAAGUGCCUCCAACACAGGAUGUUUGCAAGUUUGCGAAGGAUAAUGUUGAUGGAAGCAGUGUAAUGUCACUCUUCUAUGCAUCAGCCAUCAGUAAAUAUUUAGGAAAUUGUAAGUUACCAGCUAUCAAAGGUGCUGAAGUCACAUUAUCAGAGGCUGUAAAAGAAGGGUCAGAAAUGACUACCUUGUUUUAUGCUGUUGCAGCGCAAAAUUUUUUAGGACUCAAAGUUGAUACUGGUGAAGUGCUCAAGGCAGUGAGGGCAGCCAUCAACUCAGAUGAAGACAGUAUCCUUGGGGCAGCAUAUGCCAUGCUUACUGCCACAAGGCUACCUAAGGGCACAGAUGUGUCUUUUAUUACUGAAAUGAUUGAGGUAAUUAUUUUUCAAUUUUUUAAUUAUAAUUUGCCGUUUAUGAAUCUGUAUUUACAAACUAUCAAUGUAUAAGGCAAGGAAGUUCAGGGGAGCCAAUA